Molecule: messenger RNA, 3441 nt
Organism: Talpa occidentalis (Iberian mole)
Lineage: Eukaryota; Metazoa; Chordata; Mammalia; Eulipotyphla; Talpidae
Gene: ALG6
Product: ALG6 alpha-1,3-glucosyltransferase
Exons: 15
Coding region: 929-2452 (507 amino acids)
Biological process (GO): protein N-linked glycosylation
Cellular component (GO): endoplasmic reticulum membrane
Molecular function (GO): dolichyl pyrophosphate Man9GlcNAc2 alpha-1,3-glucosyltransferase activity
Source: RefSeq, a predicted model, not a curated record
GGCUGCAGCGGCCCCGAGCCCUGGGGCCUGCGAUCCUGAGGGUCGGGCCCCUUGGAGAAAGCAGGUGCCCUUUUCUCAGCUCAGCCUUGCUCACCUGGGAUUGGUGGCGCUCCGAGAGGCUCGUGUCCACUCCGGGGGACGGGCCUUUCCCAUUAAAAGGAACAAAUUCGGCCUUGGGGAAUGGGCGCCUGACUUGUCGAGAUGCCACCCUGUAAGCAAAGCAGGACGGAAAACUGGCAACUUCGUGGCUUGUGGACGGAUUAGAAAGUUACGGUACUGGCUUUGCAGAUGGAAAAAGCAGUAGACUCCCUUUGUACUGUCAAGAAGACAUCUGUUAAAAGUCUUACACAGUAUCUUUAACCACAAAGGACUCAAGGAAUUAGAUACCCCCCUCUUCACACUGAUGAAGAUCUCCAGUCAGCAAAUACUUCAGGAGUACUUGAUUUCGGCCAACGUUGUUCUAAGUAUAGGAACAGAGCAACGAUAAGACAGGAGGGGAGCCCUGCUUGCAUGGAGUCUGUAUUCUAGUUGGCAAAUAGUUGUAGUAAUUUAUUUUUAAACUUUUUAGACUUGGCGUAUAACAUGUACAGGAAAAGACUACACAAACCAUAAAUUGUAACUUGUUGGUUUAUCAUAAACGCAUACCUUAGGCCACCAUUCAAAUCGAGAAACGUUUUCUCAGAAGACCUCCCUAUGGACUUUUCCUUAUCAUCAGUUUCCUCUUUUCUCCCCAAAGACUCUCUCUUCAAAGACAUAAACAUCAAUAUAUUCAACUGCUCAGAAAAGAAGUAUCACUUAAAAUCAUCUCAAACUUAAUUUCAGAGGAUUGAGAACAGUUUUCUGGUCAAGAAAAGAAGUGACUGAUUGCAUGUUGAAAGUAUUCUGACCCAGCUCCUGUUUUUUUCCCCCUCCCUAAAUUUGAAGAACUAUGGAGAAAUGGUACUUGAUGACAAUUGUGGUCUUAAUAGGACUAGCAGUACGGUGGACAGUUUCUCUUAAUUCUUAUUCAGGUGCUGGAAAACCCCCUAUGUUUGGUGAUUAUGAAGCUCAGAGACACUGGCAAGAAAUUACUUUUAAUUUACCAAUCAAACAAUGGUAUUUUAACAGCAGUGAUAAUAAUUUACAGUAUUGGGGAUUGGAUUAUCCACCUCUUACAGCUUAUCAUAGUCUCUUAUGUGCAUAUGUGGCAAAGUUUAUAAAUCCAGACUGGAUUGCUCUCCACAUAUCACGUGGAUAUGAGAGUCAGGCACAUAAGCUCUUCAUGCGUACAACAGUUUUAAUUGCUGAUUUGCUGAUUUAUAUACCUGCAGUGGUAUUGUACUGUUGUUGUUUAAAAGAUAUCUCAACUAAGAAAAAGAUUACCAAUGCAUUAUGCAUAUUGCUGUAUCCAGGCCUUAUUCUUAUUGACUAUGGACAUUUUCAAUAUAAUUCUGUGAGUCUUGGCUUUGCUUUGUGGGGUGUUCUUGGAGUGUCUUGUGACUGGGAUCUGCUAGGGUCACUAGCAUUUUGCUUAGCUGUAAAUUAUAAGCAGAUGGAACUUUACCAUUCCUUGCCAUUUUUUUGCUUUUUACUUGGCAAGUGUUUCAAAAAAGGCAUCAAAGGAAAGGGGUUGGUACUGUUAAUCAAGUUAGUGUGUACUGUUGUGGCUUCCUUCAUUCUCUGCUGGCUGCCAUUCUUUACAGAAAGGGAACAAAGCCUGCAGGUUCUAAGAAGACUCUUCCCAGUUGAUCGUGGGUUAUUUGAGGAUAAAGUAGCUAAUAUCUGGUGUAGCGUCAGUAUCUUUCUGAAGAUCAAGGAUAUUUUGCCACAUCACAUCCAGAUAAUAAUCAGCUUUUGUUUUACAUUUUUGAGCCUGCUUCCUGCAUGUGUAAAAUUAACACUUCAGCCUUCUCUCAAAGGAUUCAAAUUUACUCUGGUGUGCUGUGCACUCUCAUUCUUUCUGUUUUCUUUCCAAGUACAUGAAAAGUCCAUUCUGUUAGUAUCAUUACCAGUAUGCUUAGUUUUAAGUGAAAUUCCUUUUAUGUCUACUUGGUUUCUACUUGUGUCAACAUUUAGUAUGCUACCUCUUUUAUUGAAGGAUGAACUCCUAAUGCCCUCAAUUGUGACAGUGAUGGCAUUUUUUAUAGCUUGUACAACUUCUUUUUCAAUAUUUGAAAAGAUUUCUGAGGAAGAAUUACAGUUGAAAUCCUUUUCCAUUUCUGUUAGGAAAUAUCUUCCAUGGUUUACAUUUCUUCCCAGAAUUAUACAACAUUUGUUUCUUAUCUCAAUAAUCACUAUGGUGCUUCUGACACUGAUGACUGUCACAGUGGAUCCUCCUCAAAAAUUACCGGACUUAUUUUCUGUGUUGGUAUGUUUUGUAUCCUGCUUGCACUUCCUGUUCUUCUUGGUAUACUUUAACAUUGUAAUCAUGUGGGAUUCCAAAAAUAGAAGAAAUCAGAAGAAAAGCAGGUAGCUAUAUCCCCAAACAAAUGUGAAAAUGUUAACAGUACUGAAAGUUUUUAUGAACUUUUUGCUAUGUAUAAAUCAUCAUUUUGAGAUUAAUGAAAUUAUAGGAAAUGUUGAUAAAUCACUGAUGUUUACACAAAAAAAAUUAUUUAGGGACCAAAGCCCAAUGGAGGCUUUUGUUUUCUGAUAAUUGUGUGGCCAAGACAUACUUUGUUUUAUUAAUAUAAUUAUUCAAGUGGGAAAAUAAGAGAAAAAUUCCCGAAAUCCUCAUGUUUACUUAGGAAAUGUAUUCUAUGACUUGUUGUCUUGAAAAAAAGUCUGCAAAUACAGUGAAGUAAUAUACUAGCCACUCUUUAAAGGAAAUCACUAAUUUUGGUAUUCAAAUUUAGUUUUCCUUACAUUUUAGAAUGCAAGAAAUGUGUAAUUCAUUGUUUAGAAAUUAUAUCUCAGGGAUUGAAUUUGUAAUAAUCUUUUUAACUACUGUGAGGAAUGUAAAAUGCUUGAGAUUUGAACAUGCCUUAUUAUAUGUGCAAAUUUGAAAAUUUUUUUAACAAGGUGGUGGUAUUAAACCAUGUUAUUAUUUAUUUCCAAGAAUGUUGAUUUACUUAAUUGCAAUUAAACAAUGAUUUUUUUUUUCAAUUUAAAUCUAAGUGGUUUGGAAAAAAAAAUCUAAGUGGUUUGGUGAAAUCUUUUUAAUUACUUAUAACCACUAGGUUUUAAACUUCCAGGGUCAUUCUUUAGUUAAAUGACCAUACAAAGGAUUUCAUACUUCUGGUUUUUUUGUUGUUGUUGUUAUGACAAGGUUCAAGGUUAUCACUGCCAUGAGCAUUAAUUCAUACUAUGUUUCAUGUUAACUUGGCCUUGUUCAUACUGUAUUACUCUUUUAUUAGCAAAAAGCCUCUCUUUAGUAUUCAAUUAGUAAAACUAAUGUAUUAUACCAUGUUGUAGUUUCUCAUGUAAAGAUUUUUUUUAGUCUCUGAUAAAAAUAAAAUAAUU